This is a messenger RNA of Archocentrus centrarchus (flier cichlid), 2632 nucleotides long. RefSeq names its product N-acyl phosphatidylethanolamine phospholipase D (gene napepld). Gene Ontology annotation, biological process: N-acylphosphatidylethanolamine metabolic process; N-acylethanolamine metabolic process. The transcript has 10 exons. Lineage: Eukaryota; Metazoa; Chordata; Actinopteri; Cichliformes; Cichlidae. Gene Ontology annotation, cellular component: cytoplasm; membrane-bounded organelle. The record is from RefSeq and is a predicted model, not a curated record. The coding region runs from base 743 to 2041 and encodes 432 amino acids. Gene Ontology annotation, molecular function: zinc ion binding; N-acylphosphatidylethanolamine-specific phospholipase D activity.
CAUGCCAAAGCAUCUCAGUUGGAUUUAAGUCCAGUUGAGAUGCUUGAGAUGUUUUUGGUUUUUUUUGUAGCCAUUUGGUGGCUUUUUUAUAUUUUUAUAUAUAUAUAUAUAUAUAUAUAUUUCAGUCUUCCAAGUGCUUGUCUGAUUGUUCAGGUUUUCUCUCUAUCAUUGUAUGGUCUUUACAGUAUAAACUAUGAGGCAACCGUUGUGAUUUGUACUAUAUAAAUAUAUAAAUUGGAUUGAAUUAGGCUUUUCCCUUAAUAAAUAAAAUAAUUUAAAAACUGCAUUUGUAUUCACUUGGGUUGUCUUUGAUGAUUUUAAAAGUGGGACAAAUGUGCAAAAAAAAAAGACGAGGGCAAUUGCUCAGUCCAUAGUCAGGGAUGUCACCUAAGUAAUGUUUAUAUUCUCUACAAGGAAUAACUUCUAAGCCUUAAUUAUCGAAUAAUCUCACUAAGAAAAAGCAUUAAAUAAAUUCUAAUUCAUACAACCACAAUUGGGUAAUUUUUAGACGAGGUUCUAAUUUUCGAAAGUCAGUGAAAGCAUCUUAACAGGAAGUUCUAACAGCCUUUGCAGUCCGGGUACUGAUCCCUGACUGCACACUUGUGUGUAACUUUGUGUUCUCUAUCUGUUUUCUCUGAAAACUGCGAAGGAAUUAUGGUCAGAUACAAAGACUUACUAUGGAAACAAUGUUGCCAAGUCUGGACUGUUGUUUUUGGUAUGUAGGUGUAAGUUUAAUAAGGUUAUGACGCGACUGAAUUUAGUAGGUUUCCUUGGGUUCCAUUCCCUCCAGGUGUCCAUCAGGUGGAGAAACUCCAGUGCUAGGUUUGGUGGGGGUGGUGAGGCCAUGGAAAAGCCAUCAUCUUCAGACAGGGCUGCGCUUGAGGAAAGAAGAGGCCUGGUGGAGGAUGGUGGGGAGCCUAGAGGUGCAGAGGGUGGAGAGGUGAAUGCUCGGACCCCAAGGAAGAGCAGCUCCUCCCGCAAAAGCUUCCGCCUGGACUACCGACUGGAGGAGGAAGUGACAAAGUCCUGUCGGGACAAACACGGCCGCUGGGCUAACCCCUGGCCAACAUGGCGCUUCCCUUCCUACACAAUGCUGUUCAGGUUCCUGUUCUUAGACAAAAAUAACAGCAAUGUACCUGCUAGUAAAGAGGACCUCGACAGUGCGCUUCCUGUGAUGGAGCCAUACUUUGUGCAGAACCCAAACCUCUCUGGCUCUGGUCCUGGACUGAGAGUCACGUGGCUGGGCCACGCCACAGUUCUGAUUGAAAUUGAUGGGGUGAAUGUUCUGACAGACCCAAUCUUCAGUCAGAGGGCAUCUCCGGUCCAAUUUAUGGGACCCAGAAGGUUCAGAGGGCCUCCCUGCACUGUGGAGCAGCUUCCCAGGAUUGACGCAGUGGUCAUCAGCCAUUCUCAUUAUGAUCAUCUGGAUGCUGGAUCUGUGGCCAGCCUUAAUGCACGUUUUGGAGGAGAGCUACGCUGGUUCGUGCCAAUGGGUUUGAUGGACUGGAUGGUGAAGAUGGGCUGUGAGAAUGUGAUGGAGUUGGACUGGUGGGAGGAGAACUGUGUCCCAGGGCAUGACGAUGUCACGUUUGUUUGCACACCCUCUCAGCACUGGAGCAAACGCACAGCAUGGGACGAUAACAAAUCUUUAUGGAGCAGCUGGGCAGUUUUGGGUCCAGACCAUCGUUUCUUCUUUGCUGGUGACACCGGCUACUGUUCUUCCUUUGGGGAAAUAGGACGACGCUUUGGACCGUUUGACCUUGCAGCAAUUCCUAUAGGAGCCUACCUGCCCAGGGACGUGAUGAAGGGACAGCAUGUAGAUCCAGAGGAGGCCGUUCAGAUUCAUGAGGACCUUCAGGCCAGACAGUCAGUGGCCAUUCACUGGGGCACCUUUGCCCUCGCCUAUGAGUACUACCUCGACCCACCUGUUCAACUCAGAGAGGCUUUGGCACAGAAAGGACUGAAACCAGAAUCUUUCUUCACUUUGCACCAUGGGGAGUCUCGCCUCAUAUCUGCACAGGGAGGAGACGUCUUCGACUGAUGCCCGUCACUUUCGUGGCCCAUUUCUAUCGAUUUGUCUGUAACAAAGUGCAGUGAUUUUAUUACAUUUAGAGGCACUGUUUAAAAGUUGUAAUAAUUGCAUAUGUAUGCAGCCUAUAUCAACUAGAAAUCAAAACUGUUCCACAAUAUUAAAUGUUUGCACUGCCAUCGCAUAGUCAUUGAUAGGCGGUACUACCUACAGGAGCCAUGACUCCACUAGAAAAGUGGAGUUUUUUUUUUUUUCGGUUUACACAAGGAAAAAUGUGCAUUCAUAAAAGCAAAGAUCAGUUCUUCUCAUAGUUAAUGAGUAAGCAGAAAGUAUAAGAUUUACUUAAUGAUUUUAGGAUCUGUACUUGAUUCUGAUUGGUCGUGGUACGGAUCCAUCAAACCAAUUUAGAAAACUAGAUUUUUAGAUUUGAAAUGCAUUAAAAAGGUAUUUUGUGAUGCCAAACAAGUAAUUAUUUAGAACAUUUUGUGCCACUCUUUGUGAAAUGGUAACUUACAUUUUGGUGUGUAUUCAUUUUGAUUGAAAUUUCAUGGUGUGCACACUGCUUUACAACAAAGGAGAAAAAGAAAAAAAAUCCCCCCCCCC